GAAGUGGCUCGGGUACGUCCCCAGCGCCCUGCAGGAGUUCCAGGAAAUGCGCUGCGCGGGUCUGAUGGGCGGGGCGGGGGCUCCGGCAAGGGGGCGGGGCCCAGGGCAGGCGCGGGGGUGGAGCCGGGCCCCAUUAAGAAGAGCGUGGCGGGCCGCGGUCACUGCAGGGCCCCGGGAAAGCGGACCGGCCAUCGACCCAGCGGGACCACCGAUCUUCGGCGGAGGGAGCAGCGCCGCGGUGCGCGCUUGGCACCAUGGCCCAGACGCCAGCUUUCGACAAGCCCAAAGUAGAACUGCACGUCCAUCUGGAUGGAGCCAUCAAGCCUGAAACCAUCUUAUAUUAUGGCAGGAAGCGCGGCAUCGCCCUCCCUGCCAACACACCAGAGGAGCUGCAGGACAUCAUCGGCAUGGACAAGCCGCUCAGCCUCCCAGACUUCCUGGCCAAGUUCGAGUACUACAUGCCCGUCAUCGCGGGCUGCCGGGAGGCCAUCAAAAGGACUGCCUACGAGUUUGUGGAGAUGAAGGCCAAGGAGGGCGUGGUGUACGUGGAGGUGCGCUACAGCCCGCACCUGCUGGCCAACUCCAAGGUGGAGCCGAUCCCUUGGAACCAGGCUGAAGGGGACCUCACCCCGGACGAGGUGGUGUACCUAGUGAACCAGGGCCUGCAAGAGGGAGAGCGAGACUUCAGGGUGAAGGUGCGGUCCAUCCUGUGCUGCAUGCGCCACCAGCCCAGCUGGUCCCCCGAGGUGGUGGAGCUGUGUAAGAAGUACUGGCAGCGGACUGUGGUGGCCAUCGACCUGGCCGGAGAUGAGGGCAUCCAGGGCAGCAGCCUCUUCCCUGAACACGUGGAGGCCUACGCGGAGGCCGUGAAGAGCGGCGUCCACCGCACGGUCCACGCCGGGGAGGUGGGCUCGGCCGAGGUGGUGAGAGAGGUGAGUGGUCAGGCAGGUGGCGGGGCCCUUCUCUCCGCUUGCCCCGCGGCCCGCGCUGGGAUCCACACUACUUGUCAACAGGCCGUGGACGUGCUCAAGACCGAGAGGCUGGGGCACGGCUACCACACCCUGGAGGACCCGGCCCUCUACAACAGGCUGCGGCAGGAAAACAUGCACUUCGAGGUCUGCCCCUGGUCCAGCUACCUCACCGGCGCCUGGAAGCCAGGCACGGAGCAUGCAGUCGUUCGGUUCAAAAACGACCAGGCUAAUUACUCCCUCAACACGGAUGACCCACUCAUCUUCAAGUCCACCCUGAACACUGAUUACCAGAUGACCAAACAGGACAUGGGCUUCACUGAAGAGGAGUUUAAGAGACUGAACAUCAAUGCGGCAAAGUCCAGUUUCCUCCCAGAAGGUGAGAAGACGGAGCUUCUUGACCUGCUCUAUAAAGCCUAUGGGAUGCCACCUUUGGCCUCUGCAGGUAUGUUUCUGACUGAGCUGCUGGGCUGGUGCCCUGCCCUGGCUCCCACCUGGCUUUCCGGGGACUUCUAGCAAGAUGCCCUCCCUUCCUCUCCUGGGCAGCACCAGGGAUGCGUGAUGACUCCCUGGCUGGUGGUCCUCCCUCACUGGACAGGCUCACUUUCUGCAUAAUGCUGUCUCGAGGCUGGUCUAAGGAGGAGACUUUCUCAAGCCCACUCCCAAGGUCUUGGCAACUUGAGGCAUCUCCAGGGCUGCCCAAAGCCAAGGGCAGGGAGUUGAGUCCAUGGUGCCGCUAGGUUCUGCUUCCUUCCUUCCUGUGUGGCCUUGACAGAGCCUUUCCUUGCUCCAAGCCUCGGUCUCCCCAUCUGCAGAAAGCGGUUCCUCUCCGGCUCUGAGGCUCUGUGAUUUUUAAUGUCCUGGCUACUACAAGUUGCCUAAUCUUUCUGCUUCUCUUACUUGGCGAGCAGGGCAGUGUCCCUGAAGACAUCGUGGCCGCCUCCGAGAGUCCUCACCCUGUGGAUGGAGUCUUCACAACUCUGGCUUAAUCGACAGGCUUCCCUUUACUCCUUCCAGGGAGACUGUGAUUUCCAGAGUCAGCUGCUGAUGCUCGUGAAGAAGCCCACGUGCCUAUUUCUGUACACACACAUACCUCCGCCUGGCUGUGUCUCUCCUCUGAUUGUGUGCCCGGGCCAGGAUCAGGGCCUGUGGCUGGCUGAAUCUGAAUCCCUCCCUCCUAGGGUGACCCGCGCUGAAUAUCUGGUGCUUAAUAAAGAAACCAACGGCUGGGGUCGUGCA
Molecule: messenger RNA, 2207 nt
Organism: Kogia breviceps (pygmy sperm whale)
Lineage: Eukaryota; Metazoa; Chordata; Mammalia; Artiodactyla; Physeteridae
Source: RefSeq, a predicted model, not a curated record